AUACGACGUAUACGCAUGAUACAAAUGUUGGGAUAAUUCUGCAGUGUGAGCAUAUGACGAACUAGUACUUUGAUGGUUCUUUAUUUCACGGUCGUAUAUUCAAAUCGGACUCCAACGCCCAAAACGUCUAUUAGCUCAUAACAAAAUCGUGGUACAAAACAGCAACAGCUUCGACACAUGAGCAUGAGCUGUUGUUUUAUUUUUGUAUGAUGUCUUGGUGCAUUCGCCUCUCAUAAUAUGAACUAAUAAUUAUGUUAAUAAUAAUUAAUAAAAAUAGGAAAACAAAUGUACAGCGAUUCAUCAGCGAUUCUGUAUACGAUCCCGCAAACAAUUCGGAUAGCUUUGAUUUGUUGUUGUAAACCAAUGCAUUUGUUGGUGUUGUUGGUGUUUGGAGCAGUCUGACAACCGCUCGGAUUGUACACUUUUGUAUCGACGGUAGAACGAGCGUGAGUACGAGCAAGAGGGCAUAACCCAAGAGAAGCGAACGGCAUGAGAAAACUCAUCAGACACGACUCGAGCUUUCUGACCGACUCUCGCUCAGUGUAAGUGCGAGCAGGCACGGGAUACUGUUUAGAGGGAGACAUUCCGGCAUUUGCUUUUGACAAGUCGAAACUUUUUGCUUGGGGUGUGAUCCUGCACUUGCGUUUGUUUUCGUUCAAUGGAUUCUCCGCCAGUGAAACCUCCGCGAGGAGUCAAAUAUACCAAAGAAACGAGCGGUUGCGGACUGCUAGUUUCUGUGAUAAAAACCCUCGAUGCCAGUGAAACAAACGAGCAGCGCGAACGGGAGAAGCAUAAAAUUGAACGGGAGUUUCGGAAAACUGAUCAGCGUCUAAACGAACUCGUAUCACGAAGCGAUGGCGAUCUUACGCGCGUUAUGCAGCUGUUCGGCAAGGUGUCGACCGAAGUUACGGCCUCCCGGGAACGGAUACAGGUGGUUAAAGAGAAUCUCCAGUCCUGCAAACAGUUGCUGCGCUGUCGCCGCGAUGAACUGAAGAAACUGUACACCGAUGCCAUUCAGCAUAAGUACGUGCUGGAGAUGUUGGAUCAAAUCACCGACAUCCGGAAAGUGCCGACACAGCUGACUGCUUACAUGGCGAAGAAACAUUACCUACACGCCACCAAGCUGCUGAUGGCUUCGAUCGAAACAACGGACGGAAAGUUGAAGGGUGUCGAAGGGUUAAAUGAUCUGCGGCAAGAUUUUCAAAACCGCCGCCAGCAGCUUUAUGGGAAGCUGCUGGAAGAGUUGAACAAACACCUGUAUGUGUCCAGCACGGCUGAUGUGUUGCAGAGUUUUCAGCGUCAAGCAUCCGGGCGCAACAGUCAGUACGCGGCCGGAUCAUCACCGUUCCAGCGCAACGUUUUGCGUCGCUCGGCAGAACGGGUGGAAGCCAACACGAAAGCGCGUAAAGCUUUGUUUGAGAUCUCCAAGAAUGGAUUUUUGGAUGUUGAUAAGAGCGAAAUAAUCGAAGAUACGGAACUGCUAGAUCCUGAUGUCAAUUCGUCGUAUUUCCUGAGUAUAAUUGUUGAAUGCUUUGCAUUGUUACAGAAAGUGCCUGAAUCGAUUGAGUCAAUAAAAGUACAAAUGCAAAGCGAACUACUAGCUAUCGUAACCAAAUCCACUCAGCACAUCAAUUCGCUGGAGCAUCAACCGCAGACGCAACAGCCAGCACUCGGUGUUACUGGCACGCCAUCAUCUACGACAGUGGCUGCCUGCAAUGGAACGCCCUCUGGAGCAUCAAAUACAGAUCCGACUCAACCUGCCCAACCGGUACCAAUACUCGAACUGCUCGAUCUGGUGUUUAGGCAGUUUAAACUGAUCGCCAACGCGCACCAGCAAGCGCUCCGUAACUAUGGCAACGUCAUACAACGAUACAACAUUCCGCAAGUGAAACCUUACGACAUUAUCGAGUACUGGGGACAGGCGCAAGCCGUCCUCAAGCUUGUGCUCACCGACUAUUUGGACAUUCAGAACGACAGUGGUGAUGAAGCACUGCUAUUGCGAGGUCAGUUCGCCGAACAGUCCACCAAUGUGAAUGCGUUCUUUAGUCGUAGAAAAACGCCGGGAAAGAAGCUACUUUUCCGCUUUGACAAAUCGUCCCACACGGCGGAUGCCGGAGGAUCACAAGCAACGGAAGCCGAACCCGGCCAGCCGAAGGAACAUCGGCGCAAUCUAUCGAACGUGUCGAACAGUACACCGAAGGAAGAUACGCUGCUAAACAGUUCUGCUGUCAGUGCUAAUUCGUCCCAUUUGCUGAACAGUAGCUUCCAUCAGCACCAGCCGUAUUACUUCGGUGGCAAGGAUAGUGCUGCUGCUGCCGAGCGACGAAAGCGUGAACGGGCGUUAGUUUGUCCCGCUGAUGCAUCGUUAGUGCGAAAAAUCUAUCUACCGCUGAUGGGAUACAUCCAGGAGAUAGAAAGCUUUAUGAAAUGCAAGUCUGGACAACCGUGCAGUUUGAAUACGUUCCUGGCGAAUUAUGUAAAGGACGCUUAUCUGGCACGUGGUCACAAUCGAAAUCUACAGUUAACGAUUGAAUCGCUUUCAAAAGCCCAGGAUGCCUGGCGAACCAUUAUCAGCCCGGAGGAAAUGAAGCGACUCAGCCUAACACGUCCUCUCCUGCAAAACACUCUUAUCGUAGAGAAUCGAAUUGCCGAAACGAAGAAACUCAUCCAAGAUCUUCCCACCUACUCUGAUGAAUUGUUAAAAAUGGUCUGUUCACUCCUUAAGACGUACCGCGAGACGUGCCAGGCCGCAUACCGAGGCAUUGUCCAACCGGAAACCGAAGAUAAACGAAUAUACAGUGUCGCCUGGCUUAAAGAUGAUGAUAUUACGCGUUUCUUAAAAUCGUUACCGAACUGGACGGAUUUGAAAUCAUCGAACGCUCGGUAUAGGCAGUUGCAGCAAAAGCGCCUAAUCAAAACGGAACCUUCGGAGGAAGAAAGUCCAACGCAGAUUCAGCAACGUAACGUGCGCGAAGCAGAAAUGCUGACAAGCAAUCUUGGCGAAGGUGGUAUCUCACAGCAAGAGAUCCUGUCCGAUGUGGGCGUACUGAAGGAGCUAGCCAUACUGCAGGAAAGCAUGGAAUGGUUUGCGAGCCGUAUAACGGAGUUUGCCCAGGAGUUGAAGAAACCGAUCGUCAACGGAAUGGUAACAGCAUCACCCGUUUCAACGCCCGGUUCACCUUCACCAGCGGGCACAGCAACGAUCGUGAACAGUCCGGUUAUCGUAAAGGAUGGCAUGAUUAAGGUGCUCAUCAAUCUUGCACUGGAAUUUGAGGAACUGGCCAACACCUGUCUGCUGGUGCUACAUCUUGAGGUGCGUGUACAGUGUUUCCACUAUCUCCGUUCGAGCCCCUCGGACCGUUACAAGGCAAACAAUCCGAACAAGAACGAUUCGCUCGAACCGGACGCAAAGGUGCUGAAGCUAACGAAGGUGCUAUCGGACAUGGACGAGGCACUGAGUUCAACAUUGCAUCCGAGGAAAACUAAAUACGUCUUCGAAGGACUGGCACAUCUGGCGGCGCGAAUCCUUAUCAUGGCCGCCAACUCCAUGGAGUACAUCGAUCAUUCGGGCGUACAGCGAAUGUGCCGGAAUGCAUUGGCUCUACAGCAAACGUUAAGCAGCAUUACCGCUUCGCGGGAAGUCGCACUGGAUUAUGCACGUUCCUUCUACGAAAUGUUCUACCUAGAUCCAGAGGAAAUUCUCACAUCAAUCGUGGAAAAGGGUGCUCAGUUUACGGAGAUGCAAUAUCUGAAUGCGCUGCAGUUGAUCUUCCGGAAUCGUGGUAUCGUAGAUCCGGCCGUUGUCGGUACCUACCAGCAGAAGCUUUCCGAUCUGCUCGGCACGAAACCGGCACUUGGCGUGACUGUUUAAUGCGCCACUAGUUUGGAGUGUUUGUAGUGGCGGGUAACAAAACCCCGAACGCGUAUACAAUUGUUUACUAGCAAUUACUGCCGCGCCUAGAAACUAGCAUGUAUGUAUAGGAGUGCGUUUGUUUAGCGUAGCACCAAAAACGUUCCGAAUCGCACCACUUGUUGUUUUCUUGGGUAAGCAUGAAUGUAUGGCCUUACGUUGGGCAAAGUACGCUGCAGUGGUGUUAGUAGUAACAAAUGGCAUUGCAAGGCUUGUGCGCGAUAGGAAAGCAAAAAAAAAACGUUAAAAAGAACGAUCAACGCUGCUUUUGCGUUCGCGUGUGUGUAGGUAUGGCCAAAGGUUGUACCAGACCU
Messenger RNA from Anopheles funestus (African malaria mosquito), 4224 nucleotides. RefSeq names its product exocyst complex component 4 (gene Sec8). NCBI's taxonomy places the organism in Eukaryota, Metazoa, Arthropoda, Insecta, Diptera, Culicidae. The record is from RefSeq and is a predicted model, not a curated record. Gene Ontology annotation, cellular component: growth cone membrane; synapse; exocyst. Gene Ontology annotation, biological process: Golgi to plasma membrane transport; exocytosis; chemical synaptic transmission. Bases 659 to 3871 code for a protein of 1070 amino acids. The transcript has 9 exons.